AUGCAGUGCGAGGCUGCAUCUGGCACUUGUCAACGUCUGGUGGAGUUGCAGUGCGAGGCUGCAUCUGGCACUUGUCAACGCCUGGUGGAGACGCAGUGCGAGGAUGCAUCUGGCCCUUGUCAAUGCCUGGUGGAGACGCAGUGCGAAGCUGCAUCUGGCCCUUGUCAACGUCUGGUGGAGACGCAGUGCGAGGAUGCAUCUGGCCCUUGUCAACGUCUGGUGGAGACGCAGUGCGAGGCUGCAUCUGGCACUUGUCAACGCCUGGUGGAGACGCAGUGCGAGGCUGCAUCUGGCACUUGUCAACGCCUGGUGGAGACGCAGUGCGAGGCUGCAUCUGGCAAUUGUCAACGUCUGGUGGAGACGCAUUGCGAGGCUGCAUCUGGCACUUGUCAACGCCUGGUGGAGACGCAGUGCGAGGAUGCAUCUGGCACUUGUCAACGUCUGGUGGAGACGCAGUGCGAGGCUGCAUCUGGCACUUGUCAACGCCUGGUGGAGACGCAGUGCGAGGCUGCAUCUGGCAAUUGUCAACGUCUGGUGGAGACGCAGUGCGAGGCUGCAUCUGGCAAUUGUCAACGCCUGGUGGAGACGCAGUGCGAGGAUGCAUCUGGCCCUUGUCAACGUCUGGUGGAGACGCAGUGCGAGGCUGCAUCUGGCAAUUGUCAACGCCUGGUGGAGACGCAGUGCGAGGCUGCAUCUGGCAAUUGUCAACGUCUGGUGGAGACGCAGUGCGAGGCUGCUUCUGGCAAUUGCCAACGUCUGGUGGAGACGCAGUGCGAGGAUGCAUCUGGCACUUGUCAACGUCUGGUGGAGACGCAGUGCGAGGCUGCAUCUGGCACUUGUCAACGCCUGGUGGAGACGCAGUGCGAGGCUGCAUCUGGCAAUUGUCAACGUCUGGUGGAGACGCAGUGCGAGGCUGUAUCUGGCAAUUGUCCACGCCUGUCAAAAAUCAAAAUCACACUUUGUCUUCGUGACUAUCCCGUUAUAUAUACAACAAUUUAUUUUACUCUGUAG
Procambarus clarkii (red swamp crayfish) is the source of this 1011-nucleotide messenger RNA. Lineage: Eukaryota; Metazoa; Arthropoda; Malacostraca; Decapoda; Cambaridae. The record is from RefSeq and is a predicted model, not a curated record.